CCGAUUUUUUAGUUGUAGAGUUAAAAUCACGUGUAAUCAGCUCUUUCCUUGGUGAUCACGUACUUCCAUAUUUUCGUAAUUGCGUAAUUAGAUCUAUAAAAUCUCUUGUAAUCGCCUCUCUCCGAGAAUUUAGUGGCUUAGUGCAACAGAUCAGAUGACCGCUAUGGACCUUUUCGCGAAACUGCCGGAGGGAUGCAUCGCUGAAAUCGUUUCCUUCACUUCGCCGGCCGAUGCAUCGGCGCUUUCCGUCAUCUCCAAACGCUUCAAAUCGGCGACUGAAUCGGACAGCGUAUGGAAGAAGUUUUUGCCGCCCGAUAUUGAUGAAAUCGUCUCAAAAUCAUCCAUUCCCUCUUAUUUAGCACCCACCAAGAAGGAUCUUUAUGCUCUCCUUUCUCAUUCCCAUAUUCUCCUCGAUGGAGGCAAAUUGGGUUUCUUUCUCGAGAAAAGCACAGGAAAGAAAUGUUUCAUAGUUGCACCCUCAGAACUUGUUUUCACUGAGAAGAUUUAUUCAAAUGGCCAGAUUAUGGUACAAGAGCUAAUAUUCGCCAGGUCAUCUGAUGUGGCUGUACUGAACUUAAUGGCCGGUAGGAUGUUUAACAUUCUUGGGAGAAUUACCCCUCAAAAGCUAUCUGAAGAAACACACUACUCAUCCUAUUUGGUGUACAAACUAUCACCGAAGCGUAGCUACUUCAAUGUCUCAUUCACUGGGUGUAGAUUUGUUGACAAUGAAGGUAGAGUUGUGCGUGAUAGAAUGAACUCGUAUGUGCGAAUUCCUGUUUCUAGAGAGGACGGGUGGUUCGAGGUGGAAAUUGGGACUUUUUUUAACGCGGAAGGGAAUCGCAGUGAUGUUGAAUCUUGUGUGUUUAAUCUUUGUCUGCAGUUCGGCCAAUCCCUCAUUGUGCGAGGGAUUGAAUUUCGGCCUGAAACUAUUUUUGGAGAUAUGAGCGAUUGUGGAAUUUUUAAAGAAUUCCUGGAAGAAAAAUUGAAUUUCUAGUUAGAACAAUAACUAGCUAGUAUUUGAAGCGAAAAAAGUAACUUUUCAUGUUGAAAUAUACAUAUUGAUUAUGUUCC
Cuscuta epithymum is the source of this 1071-nucleotide messenger RNA. The record is from the annotation of a GenBank genome assembly. Lineage: Eukaryota; Viridiplantae; Streptophyta; Magnoliopsida; Solanales; Convolvulaceae.